This is a messenger RNA of Saimiri boliviensis boliviensis (Bolivian squirrel monkey), 3969 nucleotides long. RefSeq names its product calcium-activated chloride channel regulator 1-like. Gene Ontology annotation, cellular component: plasma membrane. The record is from RefSeq and is a predicted model, not a curated record. Gene Ontology annotation, molecular function: intracellularly calcium-gated chloride channel activity. Lineage: Eukaryota; Metazoa; Chordata; Mammalia; Primates; Cebidae. Gene Ontology annotation, biological process: chloride transport.
AAAAACCCUCUCCCUAGAUUCUGUAUUGUUCUAGGAAUGGAACCUUCUGUUAAGAGGUUUAUGAGCAAGGAAAUAACUGUAUUGAUAGGCACCCGAGUUUGAUAUCAGUAUAUUUCGCAAUGUAACUUAUUCAAUCAUGUUAUAAUCAUAUCUUUAUUGGGUUUCCCCUGAGAAAAACCGAGAAGGUAAAAUUUUUGUUCUGUGUACCUCAAUGUCUUCUUCAGAUUAACCAAUAUUUCCGUAACUAUCCCUUGCCUCUUUUUCCCCUUUCUGCAAAUCUAUACUACAUUAAAACUUAAAUGCACCAUAUUUCCCUUUUCAACAUUUUGCUAGAUGUCCAUUUAGCUAAUUGGGGAGAUUUGCUAAUUUGGAAUGCCUUUACCUCAGAUGGUAUUGGUGAUUAACAAUGACAUAGAGCAGACAUUCUUUAGUCUUCAAAUGUCUUUAUUCUGCAGGCAAACUUCAAUGUGCAAAGGAGUCAUCUGGAGGGCUUGUAAGAACACAGAAUGCCUGGACCUUUCCCUAGGAAGUCUGGGAAAUUUAUAUAUCUAAAAAUAUCCAAAUUUAGUAAUUUUAGUUGACUGUUAAGAGAAUUAAAUCCUUCACAAAGAUAGGAUUUUUCCUUAGUAGAGACCCUUUUGAUUUAAACAGAGAGAUGACAUAAUUAAUGUGUUGAGAGAAAGCAAGCUGAAAACAAAACAAGUGGUGGAGAAAUUAUAAGAAUACUGUGUGAAAUAUUCUGUAUGUGAAUAAGGACAGAAAGGUGACGUAUUUAGUCAUUUAUUAUGCAUACAUAAAUAUCAAUGUGUGUAUGUGUGUUAUAUAGAUAUAAUAGAUAUCAAAAUAGCUCAAAGGUAUUGAUUCAACAAUAUAUUGUUUUGGCAGAAUAUAAUGGAAAUAUUUUCCAAAGGAUCAACCUCAAAAUAUUGAGCCUAAUCUAGAGAAUAUGCUUAUAGAGGCCGAUUGCUUGUCUUAGAAAAUGCAUACAUUUCUCUUUACAAUACUUUAUUCCUUCAUUUCUAUAACAAGGCGCUGAUUCUUUCAAGAAUGAUGGGGUCUACUCCAGAUAUUUUACAGCAUAUACAGAAAAUGGCAGAUACAGCUUAAAAGUACGGGCUCAUGGAGUAACAAACACUGCCAGGCUAAACUUACGGGAUCCACUGAGUAGAGCUGCAUACAUACCAGGCUGGGUAGUAAACGGUUUACCAUACCACGUGCAAAAAUGGUGUUCAGUCUGAAGGUGAUUCUCUUCCUAUCCUUGCUUCUCUUGCCUGUGUUGAAAAGCUCAUGGGUAACUUUAAAUAACAAUGGAUAUGAUGGCAUUGUCAUUGCAAUUAAUCCCAAUGUACCAGAAGAUGAAAAACUCAUUAAAAUCAUAAAGGCAAUGGUAACUGAAGCUUCUACUUAUCUGUUUUAUGCCACCAAACGAAGAGCUUAUUUCAGGAAUGUAAGCAUUUUAAUUCCAAUGACCUGGAAAUCAAAGCCUGAGUACUUAAUGCCAAAACAAGAAUCAUAUGACCAGGCAGAUGUCAUAGUUGCUGAUCCUUCUCUGAAAUACGGAGAUGAUCCCUAUACACUUCAAUAUGGACAAUGUGGAGAAAAAGGACAAUAUAUACAUUUUACUCCAAACUUCUUGUCGCAUAGUAAUUUGCUUAUCUAUGGACCUCGAGGCAGAGUAUUUGUCCAUGAGUGGGCCCAUCUCCGGUGGGGAAUAUUUGAUGAGUACAAUGAGGACCGGCCAUUCUAUAUUUCCAGAAGAAACACUAUUGAAGCAACAAGAUGUUCCACUCAUAUUACUGGUGCUAACGUGGUUCGGAACUGCAAGAAGAGCCGCUGCAUGACACGACCAUGCAGACGUGACUCAAAGACGGGGCUGUAUGAAGCAAAUUGUGUAUUUAUCCCAAACAGAUCCCAGAUUGCCAAGGAAUCCAUUAUGUUUAUGCAAAAUCUUGAUUCUGUGACUGAAUUUUGUACUAAAAAAACACACAAUACAGAAGCUCCAAACCUACAUAACAAAAUGUGCAAUCACAAAAGCACAUGGGAUAUAAUCAUGCGCUCUGAAGAUUUUCAGCACUUAUCUCCCAUGACAGAAAUAAAGUCACCACCUCAUCCUACAUUUUCAUUGCUCAGGUCCAAACAGCGUGUAGUCUGUUUGGUACUUGAUAAAUCUGGAAGCAUGGCUGCAGAAGACCGUCUCUUUCGAAUGAAUCAAGCAGCAGAACUGUACUUGAUUCAAAUUAUUGAAAAAGGGUCCUUCGUUGGGAUGGUCACAUUUGACAGUAGGGCUCAAAUCCAAAAUAAUCUCACAGAAAUAACUGAUGAUAACACUUACCAAAAGAUCACUGCAAAUCUGCCUCAAGAGCCUGAUGGUGGCACUUCAAUUUGUAACGGACUCAAAGCAGGAUUUCAGACAAUUUCCCAGAGUAACCAGAGUACUUUGGGUUCUGAAAUCAUAUUACUAACAGAUGGGAAUGAUGAUCAAAUAAGCUCAUGCUUCGAAGAGGUAAAACAAAGUGGUGCAAUCAUCCACACCAUUGCUCUGGGACCAACCGCUGAGAAAGAACUGGAGACCCUGUCAAAUAUGACAAGAGGACAUCGUUUUUAUGCCCAUAAUGACAUAAACGGCCUUACUGAUGCUUUCAGCAGAAUUUCAUCUAGAAGUGGCAGCAUCUUUCAACAGGCUCUUCAGUUGGAAAGUAAAGCUUUGAAUAUCCCAAAGAAGAAAUGGGUAAAUGGUACAGUGCCUGUGGAUAGUACAGUUGGAAAUGAUACUUUCUUUGUUGUCACAUGGACAAUACAAAAGCCAGAAAUAAUUCUUCAAAGUCCAAAAGGAAAAAAAUACACUACCUCGAAUUUCAAAGAAGAUAAACUAAAUAUUCGGUCUGCUCGUCUUCGAAUACCAGGUAUUGCAGAGACAGGCACUUGGACUUACAGCCUUCGAAAUAAUCAUGCCAAAUCUCAGCUGCUAACUAUCACAAUGACCACUCGACCAAAAAGCCCUGCCACACUCCCAGUAAUUGCAACGGCUCACAUGAAUCAAAAUACAGCUCGUUACCCUAGCCCAAUGAUUGUUUAUGCACGAGUCAGUCAAGGGUUUCUGCCUGUUCUGGGAAUCAAUGUAACAGCCGUUAUAGAAAAUGAAGAUGGACAUCAAGUAACAUUGGAGCUCUGGGACAAUGGUGCAGGUGCUGACACUGUCAAGAAUGAUGGCAUCUACUCAAGAUAUUUUACAGAUUACCGUAGAAAUGGUAGAUACAGUUUAAAAGUGCAUGCCCAGGCAAGAAAAAACACAGCUAGGCUAAGUUUAAGACAACAACAGAAUAAAGCUCUGUACAUACCGGGCUAUGUUGAAAAUGGAACAAUUAUAAUUAACCCACCCAAACCUGAAGUCAAAGGUAAAGUGACAGAAGCUCCAAUAGACAACUUCAGCAGACUCACCUCUGGAGGGUCAUUUACUGUAUCAGGAGUACCUCCUAAUAGUAAUUCUUCUCAGGCGAUCCCACCUGGUAAAAUUACAGACCUUGAAGCUAAGUUUCAAGGAGAUCAUAUUCAACUUUCAUGGACUGCCCCUGGCAAGGUUCUCGAUAAAGGAAGAGCUGACAGCUACAUCAUAAGAAUAAGUAAAUAUUUCCAGGACCUCCAACAAGAUUUUGACAAAGCUGCUUUAAUAAAUACUUCUGGUCUGAUACCUAAGGCGGCUGGCUCAGUAGAAAAUUUUGGAUUUAAACCAGGAUAUUCUAAAAUAGAGAAUGGCACCACAUUCUAUAUUGCAAUUCAAGCCACCAGUGAAGCCAGUCUCACCUCAGAGGUUUCAAACAUUGCACAAGCAACUAAAUUUAUUCCUCCACCAAAUCCCAGCAGUCCUGAUCUGGGUACCAGUAUUUCUGCAAUCAGUUUGGUAAUUUUUGGAUUAGCUGUGAUUUCAUAUAUAUUUUAAACUAGAAAUUAUAUUACAACUCAAAUUCAAUG